UGAUUUUCGUUCUACUUUGACUCACUCUUUUUUUUUUUUUUUUGAUCUCUUUGCAUUUCGCAGCAGAAGAUGAAGCGCGCGAACGACGAUCAGCCUGAAUCGGAAGCACCGUCCAAGCGCGGACGCGGUGAAGACGACGUCGCUGCUGCUGACGAUGCCGCGCCAGAGCAAGACGCUGCUGCUGCUGCUGCUGCUGCUGGAGCAACGGACGACAAGGACGGCUCAGCCGGUCCCAGCCGCCGCAAGCAGAACAAGCGUGCGUACCUCGACAACAAGAAAAACCGAAAGCUCCGCCAGCAGAAGGAGCGAGCCGCCAAGAAGGCCGAGGAGGGCAUCCCUGCCGAUCCUGCCCAGCGCGCAGAGUACCAUCGCCACCAGCCCAUCGAGAUGACCAACGCUCGAUUCGAGGCGUUCUACAAGGGCCUGUCCCAAAUCAUCCCGGAGAACGAAUGGGAUGCUUUCAUGGAGACGAUUCGCAAGCCGCUGCCGACCUCGUUCCGCAUCACUGGCAAUUCCAAGAAAGCAGCCGAGAUGAAGCGCCUUUUGCACCAGUUUUACUUCCCGUCCAUCGAAACUGUCGAGAUUGCUGGCGAGCGUGUGUCCCGCCCUGAAUGUCUCUCCUUCUACCCCGACGAGCGCGCAUACCAGCUGGACACUUCGCGAAAGAUCUUCCGCAGCCAUCCUGCGCUGAGCGCCUUCCACAAGUUCCUGACCGUUGAAGUCGAGAUGGGCAACUUUUGCCGUCAAGAAGCAGUCAGCAUGAUCCCUCCGCUCUUCCUUGACGUUCAACCUCACCACAAGGUCCUCGACAUGUGCGCUGCACCUGGAUCCAAGACUGGUCAACUCGUGGAAAUGCUUCACCAGAAUGACGAGCUCAUGCCCUCUGGAUUUGUUGUUGCAAACGAUGCAAACUACAAGCGCUGCUACCUGCUGAUUCACCAAACCAAGCGUUUGUGCAGCCCCUCGCUCCUUGUGACCAACCUCGAUGCCUCGCUCUUCCCGACCAUUCUUCCUGGCAACCGCCAGCCCCCAGUGCUGUUUGAUCGCAUUCUGUGCGACGCACCAUGCAGUGGCGACGGUACCAUGCGAAAGAACUUGGAUGUCUGGAAGAAUUGGCGCCCGUCGAGCGGCUCCAACAUGCACCGACUGCAGAUUCGCAUUCUCCGUCGCGCAGUCCAGCUGCUGGAAAUCGGCGGCAUGAUGGUCUACUCGACCUGCUCCAUGCACCCUGGCGAAAAUGAGGCUGUGGUUGCUGCCAUUUUGCAGCAAAUGCCCGGUGCGCUUGAGCUCGUUGACGUCUCGGACAAGCUGCCCGGCCUGAAGCGAAUCCCUGGUCUUCACACCUGGAAGCUCAUGGACGGCGAAGGUAACUGGUACAGCGAUGCCUCCGAAGUUCCGGUCGGUCACAAGGAGAAGCGCGCGUUGCGAGGUUCGCUCUUCCCCCCGCCGCCAGAAGUGGCUGCUGCCUUGCAUUUGGAGCGCUGCGUGCGUGUGACCCCGCAGUUGCAAAACACUGGUGGCUUCUUUAUUGCCCUGCUGCGCAAAACCAGCUCUGUCGUCAAGUUCUUUGCCACUCCUGGUGGCCGGCCUGCUCGUUCUGCCCCUUCUGAUGCCAAGGCUGACGAGGCUGUUGGCGAGGUCAUCCCUGAAGACGCUGUUCCGAUUGUCGGCGAAGACGAGGAGGACGAGGCCGAGGAUGCGGCGGACAAGGCUGCUGCGGCUGCGGCUGUGGCUGGCGACAAUGCCGAUGAUGACGAUGCUGCUGCCCCUGCUGACGAUCAAAAGGAAGUGGCCAUGCAUGUCGAGACCGUUUUCCCCAAGAACACCCGCACCGAGGCUGGAUAUUACUUCCUCACCCCUGAGGAUCCCGUCGUGAAGCUCAUUGUUGAUUACUUUGACAUUUCGCCCGAGUUUGAUGUCACCAAGCUCGCUUCCCGGUCGGAAGCUGGAAAGCGCACCAUCUACCUUGUCAAUGACUCGCUCAAGCAGGUCAUGAACGCCGUCAACGCGUCCAAGCUGAACCUCAUCAUGUCCGGCGUCAAGCUGUUCGAGAAGGCGUCAAGCACCAACGGUCGCUUCCCGUACCGCGUGACGAACGACGGCGUACAGCUGAUUCUUCCCUACCUGCGAAAGCGUGUCGUCCACAUGACCUAUCCCGACGUGCUGGUGAUUGCUAAGGGCGACCGCACUCCCUUCUUUGAUCGCAUGGCACCCUCGACUCGCGAGCAACUGCAAGCUCUGGCUGCUGUUGAACAAGGCGCCGGUGUCUUGGUCUUUGAUCCUCAACUCAACCCGCACCCCGAUAACACCGAAAUCGUCGAGCGGGUCUGCAUUUCUACUUGGAUUGGCAAGGUCUCGCUCAACGUUAUGGUGAGCAAGGAGGAUAUGGCAUCGCUCAAGAAUCUCAUCGUCGUUCCCGACUUGGCUGCUCUUUCUGCUACUGCCGCUACCACCGACUCCACCGCCUCGUCCGAAGCUGCUCCGAUGGAUGUCGUUGCAGAGUAGAACUUGUUGAUUGUCGGUGAUGCUGGGCAACGUGGAACGUCAUCAUUCAAAUAGAAUCGGUUUUCGUAUGGAUGGCUGGGCAUGCUUAUAUUCGGGCAACGUGAUGAGCUCCA
Messenger RNA from Capsaspora owczarzaki ATCC 30864, 2618 nucleotides. Its product is annotated as tRNA (cytosine-5-)-methyltransferase NSUN2. Gene Ontology annotation, cellular component: cytoplasm; nucleus. The record is from RefSeq and is a predicted model, not a curated record. Gene Ontology annotation, biological process: tRNA methylation. Bases 70 to 2505 code for a protein of 811 amino acids. Lineage: Eukaryota; Filasterea; Ministeriida; Capsasporidae. Gene Ontology annotation, molecular function: tRNA (cytidine-N5)-methyltransferase activity; tRNA binding. The transcript is spliced from 16 exons.